AAUGUGGCCGAGUCUGAAUCUUUGUGGCAUGUCACUUUUUCGAAGAUAGAUGUAAUACUGGACAGUGAUGGGAAAAAGAUAGACUACACAGUGAAUCUUAACCAACUAACCAGCAAAUUACUAAAAAGCAGUAAGCAGGAUGAAGCCUGUCUUGCAGAACUGUCCCUGGCUCUGUCUCUGGAGUGCAGCUUUAAGGAAAAGUGCUUGCGUGCAGCCAGUCUGAGGGUGCGUUCCCUACAUGUAGAGGUGCAUGAAAGUCUCUUCAACAGUGACCUGUUGCAGAAGAAGCUGGUUUCAGCAGUGCAGAGCAACACUGAAGGGAGCUGUAACAUUGAGGAACAGGCAAACCUAGGAGAUGCUGAACCUCCCAAGUGGUUGCAGCUUGUUGAGCGGCUUCCUUGUAAGCUGGAUGUGGCUUUUGAGAACAGCACUGUGGUCCUGUCUAUGAACAGCCAACAGAGGCACCUAAACUGGACAUUAAAGCUCCUACAAUAUUCUUAUUUACGUGAAGAGGAUCAGCUGCCCAUGCGCAAGUUCAUUGGCACUUCAGAACUUGCUCAAAUGACCUCUGAACUGCUAGUGGAAGAUGGUCUGCUGUUGUCUCAGAGCCGACAGAGAAUUGUCUGCUUGAACCACUUAAAAGCCAGUGUACAGGUAACAUCCAUUGAUGUCCAGAGCAAUGCAACUCUCAAUACUUGCAUCAUCCAUUACCGUCACCAGGAGUUUUCUCAUUGGUUCAGCUUGCUGGCGCUGGAUCGUCAGUUACAAAAGGAUGCAAAAGCCUCAACCAAAAAUAAUCGACCUCUUCCUGUGAUAUUAGCACCAAUAGUUUUCAAUUCGAACAUCUCUAACGUCAAUGUGUCUGUCCAGCUUGAGGAAGCCCAACCUUUUGCUGUGGGAUUUUCAUCUGUGUCACUGGAGUUGAAGCACCUACGCACACAGAAUCUUCAUCAGAGGGUUCUUCUGGCUGUCAGUAACCUGUGUUGGAGGGUAGGAAAAGACUCUCAUAUCCAGCAGGCUCUUCACCCUCCAAAUACUCAUGUUUGGGGUGAGGCUUGUGUUCUCGACUCCUUUAGUUUACAGGGCAGCUACAAUCAAUCGCUGGGUGUAGGCGGCAUGCAGGCAGACACCCUCUUCAUAGAAUCCACUGUGCAAGGCCUGCAGAUAGAAUUUUCAGACACCUGUGCAGAAUGUCUCGCUCGUGUUCUGAGCCUCAUGCCAGUAGCAUCUAAGCAACCUGUGCCGACUUCACAAGACCCACUGUCUCCUGCUUCUCCACAUGGGGAAGCCACCAGCAAGUUAGCUGUUCUCUGGAAGGUAGAUGUGCGUGUAGAAGAAGUGAAUUUGUUUACAUUGUCCAAUCUAGUGGGUGCCUCUCAAGUGAGAAUAGACCUGCUUACUCUGGUGGGAAGUGCGGAGAGCUGCAGUCUGAGCCUGCAAGGCGUGGCCUUAUCCCUGCUGAAAUCCAUCACUGAGAAGAUGGAACCAUGCUGCAAAUCCCUGGACAUUAGUGAACCACUGCUCUACUUCUCCAUCAUGUCCAUGUCUUAUUACACUACUAUUCAAGCAUUAGAGGUGCAAUGUGGUGAGGAGCUGCUUCUACACUGGAGUCCCUGGGAUCACAUGUACUUGUAUCAGCACACACUGUCCACUCUACAUUGCAGGGAUCUACUGUUGACAACCUUAGCCAAAGGAACCCAACCUGUGGAGCCAGUUAGAACUGACUCUGGAGCUUCUUCACCCACACAAGGUCAGACUUCAGUUGCAGGGAGCCCGGGAAUCCAUCGAAAGGGACUUCAGAUUACUGUGGAUUUGAGCUCUGUGAAACUAAGAGCCACUGUUACUAAGGACAACUAUUUUCUGUUCAUGGCUCAGAACAUCUGGCUUAGUCAACAUGGAGGCUCUCUUCAGCUGCGCUCUCCUGAGAUCAUAGUCAAUGCAGAUGGGCACAAUAUAUUUCUUUUUAAAGACAUUGAUGCACAAAGACUACCUGAACUGGAAGACAUGCUGCUACAUCGCAGUCAUUUCAACACACUUCUUACAGAAAGGAAUCGAGCCUGGGUUCUGGCUCUUAACAGCGUUUCCAUGGAAUUCCCACAUCGCUAUGACUUCUCUUCCAUACUUGAUGAGGCCAUAGGGGUGCAGAAGUGGCUUAAAGGACUCCAUCGCUCACCUCGGACUGGGCCUGAACCUUUACCACCCGAUCUGGUGUUCAGAGUUAAACAGUUUUCUUUUGCGUUCUUGGAUGAUAUAUUUGAGGUUAAACUGAGGGACAAUUAUGAGUUGAUGAAGGAUGAAAGUAAAGAAAGUGCCAAGAGGUUACGGCUACUUGAUGACAAGGUGACUGCUCUCCGAAAACAACAUGGAGAAUUGCUACCAGCCAGGAAAAUUGAGGAACUUUAUUCAUCGCUGGAGAAGAAAAACAUUGAGAUUUACAUCCAGCGCUCCCAUCGCCUUUACAGCAACACCCCCAUGAGGAAGUCUUUGCUCACCUGGACCAUGUCUGAUUUGGAAAUAGUAGCCUUGGCUGAUGAGUCUCUUCAUGGACCAGACAAGGUGCUGGAGAAUAUGAGAGACAUUGACAGUAUCAGCCCUUUUCCCUCCGAGGGCUUGUCUUUAGUAAUUCAGUGGUGUCGCAUGAUGAAGUGCUCUCUGAAAACAUUUUAUGUGCGAAUUCGGGACUACCCUCGAUAUCUCUUUGAAAUCCGAGAUUGGCAUCUUUCUGGCAGACUGCUUGGGGCUGAACAAAGUGGACAAGCCAGUGCCCGAAGAAAACAAGUCGUUCACUUGGGAGCUCCAUGGGGUGAUUCAGUUGUAGAGAGGAACAUGCCACCCCUCAAAUUCUUCUAUGACUUUCACUCUGACAUACAGUUAUACACGAUUGUGUGGGGACCAUGCUGGGACCCAGCCUGGACCUUGGUGGGCCAGUAUGUGGAUCUUCUUACCAAAGCUUCUGUGGAUCCCAGUGCCCCAUUACCGUGGUGGGACAAGAGCAGGCUGCUUCUUCAUGGACACUUCAGCAUGGACAUUGAACAGGCUAAUCUUCAUCAACUAGCAACUGAGGACCCGUAUAACACAACAGAGAAUAUGCACUGGGAGUGGAAUCGACUCAAGUUUGCUUGGAAUCCAGGACAGUUUAUCUUCAAAGGAGAUCUGGAUGUCAAUGUACGAACAGCAUCUAAGUAUGAUGACUGCUGUUUCCUUCACCUGCCUGACCUGGUUAUGAUCUUUGACCUGCAGUGGUUGUGCCAUGGGAACCCCCAUGAUCAUCAUAAUGUAGCACUUCGUUCCCCUGACUAUGUCGCAGAGUUCUCUUCCAUCCAGCCUCAUGACUCUUACCGUGCCUUCCGCUCUGAGAACCUCAACCUUUCCAUUAAGAUGGACCUGUCUCAGUCACAUAAUGAAGUGUGCCAGCCUCGCAUUUUGGUAUACAGCAGCACCUUACGUUGGAUGCAGAAUUUUUGGGCAACAUGGAGCAGUGUGACCCGCCCCAUCUGUAGAGGGAAGCUGUUUAAUAACCUGAAACCGGGAAAGAAGAAGCUGGGACAGCACUACAAGCAGCUCUCAUACACUGCAUUAUUUCCACAGCUACAGAUCCACUACUGGGCCUCCUUUGCCCAGCAGAGAGGGAUCCAGGUGGAGUGUAGUCAAGGCGAAAUCUUCACCCGUGGAGUGCAGAGACUCAUCCCACAAGAUGCCAUUAAUCACACAUUAGCUGUUCAAGUGAUGGUCUGUUUGGCUGGUACAGUGAUGCGUCGCCUCAUCUCAGAGUGGAGUGUACCUCAAAUGACCAGCAAACUCAACCUUGUCACUGUACAUCUUAUGGCCUCUGCCUGUGAUGAGAAUGCAGAUCACCAGCUUGACAACCUGGUACAGAAAACCCAUCUGCUCAGUCUUUCAUCACUGAGCUAUGACAGACAGGAACUGUCUCCUACUGGUGAAGAGAAUGCCAUCUACACCCACCGGCUGCAUCUGGUUGACCUCAGGGCUUCUUGGACAACUCUUAACAGAGACAUAGCUUUUGGUCUUUAUGAUGGCUAUAAGAAAGCAGCAGUCCUGAAGCGAAAUCUCUCCACAGAGGCCUUGAAAGGACUCAAAAUUGAUGCCCAGUUGCAGGCUAAGAAGCUGAAACGCAGCUCCUCACGCAACUUUCCUUCUCCAAAGCAUGCCACACCACCUGUAGUUACUGGAAGGAGUGAGAGAUCUCUAUCUGGAGGAGCUGACAUGCUACAGAAGUUGAUUGAGGAAACUGAUAAAUUUGUCGUUUUUACUGAAGAGGAGUCUGGUGUGAGUGAGCAGUUGUGUGGAAAAGCUGCCUGUCAGGACACAGACAUCUAUAAUCACAACUGGCUUAUUGAGCUGGUAAACUGUCAGAUGGUGCUUCGAGGAGCUGAGACAGAAGGCUGUGUGAUUGUGUCUGCAGCAAAAGCCCAACUUUUGCAGUGCCAGCACCACCCAUCCUGGUAUGGAGACACCCUAAAGCAGAAAACAUCUUGGACCUGCCAGCUCGACAGCAUGCAGUACUUUGCUACUACUGAGAGCAGCCCAAGUGAGGGAGAAGCUGGACAGCGCUGGCUGGAGGUCAAAAACAUUGAGGAACAUCGUCACAGGAAUCUGGACACUGUGCAAGAGUUGAUGGAGAGUGGUCAGGCUGUUGGAGGCAUGGUCAACACAACUACAGACUGCAGUCAGCCGACAGAGGCCCAGCAAAACCAACAGGUCCAGAGAAUAAUCUCCCGCUGUAAUUGCCAUAUGUAUUACAUCAGCUAUAGUCAUGAUAUUGACCCAGAGCUGGCUUUGCAGAUUAAACCACCCCCAACACCUUUACACCCAGAGAAGGAAGACUUGCUUAAAGGACAAGAAGCUGCUGCAGAUACAUUUACCCUCAAACACCAGCAUCUGGAGAUCUCCACAAAUCCAGCACAGUAUGCCAUGAUCCUGGACAUAGUUAACAACUUGCUUCUACAUGUGGAGCCAAAGCGUAAGGAGCACAGUGAGAAAAAACAGAGAGUGCGUUUUCAGCUGGAGAUCUCCAGUAACCCCGAGGAGCAGCGCAGCAGUAUCUUGCACCUCCAGGAAGCUGUACGACAACAUGUCCUGCAAAUCCGCCUGCUGGAGAAGCAGAUGUACUCUAUAAUGAAGCGGCUGCAUGAUGAGAGUAAGAAUGAUAUGCUGCAUGAACAGCACCAAAAGCUUCAGACUCAGCUUUGCCAAGAGAAGAUGGACUUGCAGCAGAAGAGUGAAGAGCUGAACAUCCUUAUUAGGUGUUUCAAAGACUUCCAGCUGCAAAGAGCAAACAAAAUGGAGUUGCGUAAACAGCCAGAAGAUGUAAGCGUGGUUCGUCGCACAGAAUUCUAUUUUGCACAGGCACGGUGGCGCCUCACUGAGCAGGAUGGACAGCUUGGCAUUGCAGAGUUGGAGCUGCAGAGGUUCCUGUAUAGCAAGGUAAAUAAGUCUGAUGAUACAGCUGAGCAUCUCUUGGAGCUGGGCUGGUUCACCAUGAACAAUCUGCUACCCAAUGCAGUUUACAAGGUGGCUCUGCGACCACAGAGCCCUGCUCAGUCUGGUAGACAACUUGCACUAAGGUUGUACAGCAAAGUUCGCCCACCUGUUGGUGGCAUCUCAGUCAAAGAGCACUUUGAGGUGAAUGUGGUGCCUCUCACCAUCCAGCUGACACAUCAGUUUUUCCACAGAAUGAUGGGAUUUUUCUUCCCAGGACGCAGUGUAGAGGAAGAAGAGGUUGGGGAUGAAGAAGAUAAAUCAAAACUUGUUACAACAGGGAUGCCAGUAGUGAAACCAAGGCAACUCAUUGCAACUGAAGACACAGUAUCUCUUGGUCCAGGCAAAGGUGUUGGACAGGGUUUAAAUCGAACAACAGGAGUCAGACGAUCAUUUAGAAAAGCACCAGAGCAUCCUGUGGAUGAUCUGGACAAAAUGAAAGAGCGAGCUGCCAUGAACAAUUCAUUUAUCUACAUUAAAAUCCCACAGGUGCCUCUCUGUGUCAGCUAUAAGGGUGAGAAAAACAGUGUGGACUGGGGAGACCUCAAUCUGGUGUUGCCUUGUCUGGAAUAUCACAAUAAUACUUGGACGUGGCUGGAUUUUGCCAUGGCAGUGAAGAGAGACAGUCGCAAGGCUCUGGUUGCACAGGUCAUUAAAGAGAAACUACGACUGAAACCUGCUGCAGGUGCAGAGACAAAAGGCAAGACUGAGACAAAGACUGACAUGAAUCAACAGGAGGAGGACGAGAAGGCGAGACUUCUCAUUGGACUCAGUAUGGCUGAUAAAAAUACUGGAAAGAAAUCCAUAUUUGGCAGAAGGAAAUAA
This is a messenger RNA of Staurois parvus, 6324 nucleotides long. The record is from the annotation of a GenBank genome assembly. NCBI's taxonomy places the organism in Eukaryota, Metazoa, Chordata, Amphibia, Anura, Ranidae.